This is a messenger RNA of Ogataea philodendri, 708 nucleotides long. RefSeq lists its product as uncharacterized. The coding region runs from base 1 to 708 and encodes 235 amino acids. The record is from RefSeq and is a predicted model, not a curated record. The transcript is spliced from 2 exons. Lineage: Eukaryota; Fungi; Ascomycota; Pichiomycetes; Pichiales; Pichiaceae.
AUGGCGCAGCACCAUACCCUGGAUCAAUGUGGCGUAGCCCGGUUUUGGCUCUGGCACACGGUACACCUUGUUGUCGCCGGUGAUGAUGCCUGUCUCGCCGCCCACGGCGUCGUCUCCGAUAUCCAUCAUGAUCACCAGGGCGAACGUGUUGGAGUCCUGCUCCUUGGACAUCUGGCCUGCCUUGAUCUCGUCCGGCUUGAGGCUGGCGAGCGAGAAGUUGAAGAACCCGCGGUCACACUCGUAAACAGGGUCCAUCUUGACCUUGGUGAAGCCUUCAAGGAUGGAGGUGAGCUCACGGCUCUUGAACAGGGCCUUGGUGAACGGAGACUGCUGCUCUGUGUGGCCGUUCACGUGGAAGUCGAGUCUUGUGGCGUUGGUGGACAGGUUCGGGGUGCGAGCAAGCUCUGCAAUGGUGUCUGGGUUGAUGGCCUCCCACAGCAUCAUGUCGACGGCCUCCUGCGACAGCAACGGGAACGGGAACGCUGCGGCAAAGUCGCACACAGGCGCCACACGGGUGCGGCCGAUGCUCAGGUCGUCCAGCGUGCACUGCUUGGUGGUCUUGUAGUACUCGUCUUUGAACACGAGGUGUUUUGCCGGGUCAAACUUGAGGUUUGGGUCGAACGUGGGCUUGGCUUCCAGCUUGCGGCGCAGCGUCGCGAUCUCAAGGUCGAUCGUCUCCUGGGGCAGGUCGUGGUCGUGGUUGCCUGA